Molecule: messenger RNA, 1276 nt
Organism: Micropterus dolomieu (smallmouth bass)
Lineage: Eukaryota; Metazoa; Chordata; Actinopteri; Centrarchiformes; Centrarchidae
Gene: hpdb
Product: 4-hydroxyphenylpyruvate dioxygenase b
Exons: 14
Coding region: 1-1185 (394 amino acids)
Biological process (GO): L-tyrosine catabolic process
Cellular component (GO): Golgi membrane; endoplasmic reticulum membrane
Molecular function (GO): 4-hydroxyphenylpyruvate dioxygenase activity
Source: RefSeq, a predicted model, not a curated record
AUGCAGACAACAUACACAGACAAAGGCGAAAAGCAUGAGCAGGGCAAGUUUCUCUGCUUUGAUCACUUAACAUUCUGGGUUGGAAAUGCAAAACAGGCUGCAUCAUAUUACUGUAACAAGCUGGGAUUUGAGCCUUUGGCUUACCAGGGUUUGGAGACAGGCAGUCGCAAAGUGGUGUCCCAUGUAGUCAAACAAGACAAGAUCAUUUAUGUAUUCGCAUCUGCCCUCAAUCCUGGAAAUGAAGAGAUGGGAAGUCAUUUAGUCAAGCAUGGGGAUGGAGUGAAGGAUAUUGCAUUUACAGUGCAGGACUGUGACUUCCUUGUGCAGAAAGCCCGAGAGCGAGGUGCAGUUAUUGUAAAGGAGCCCUACACCCUGGAGGACAAGUAUGGUAAAGUCAGGCUGGCUGUGCUUCAAACGUAUGGUGACACCACACACACGUUUGUGGAGAGGACAGGAUACACUGGGCUGUUUCUGCCGGGCUUCCAUCCCUCUGUGUUCAAGGACCCUUUAUUAGCCAAACUACCAAGUGGAAAACUAAACUUCAUUGAUCACGUUGUGGGAAACCAGCCAGAUGAUGAGAUGGUUCCAGUGGUGGAAUGGUAUCAAAGAAACCUUCUCUUUCACCGCUUCUGGUCAGUGGAUGACAAGCAGCUGCAGACGGAGUUUAGUGCCCUGCGCUCCAUUGUUGUGGCAAACUACGAGGAGACUGUGAAGAUGCCCAUCAACGAGCCUGCCAUGGGGAAGAGGAAAUCUCAGAUCCAGGAGUAUGUGGAGUACUAUGGAGGUCCAGGAGUGCAGCAUAUAGCCAUGAACACAUCAGAUAUCAUCACUGCAAUUCGUAACCUGAAGGAGCGUGGGAUGGAGUUUAUGUCUGUGCCAGACACCUACUACGACAAGCUGAAGGAGAACUUGAAACACUCAAAGGUCAAGAUCUCAGAGGACCUGGAUGUCCUGCAGGAGCUGAAGAUCUUGGUGGACUACGACGACAAUGGCUAUUUACUUCAGAUCUUCACCAAGCCAGUCCAGGAUCGCCCCACUGUGUUCUUGGAAGUCAUUCAGAGGCAUAACCACCAGGGCUUUGGCGCAGGAAACUUCAAGGCUCUUUUUGAAGCCAUUGAAGGAGACCAGCAUGCUAGAGGAAAUCUGACUAUCCUGACACUAAAUGGAGAUUCAAAGAACAUGUGAUUGCCAGCAUUAUAACUGCCUCACAGUUAUAGAAAGUCUUAAUAAUUAUCAGCUGCUCCUAACAUCUGGACCACAUCAGCAGCUCCUAACA